CAGAUGCCUAUUUUGUCUAUGAAUGGAGAUUUUAUCAUUGGAGGGAUUUUCACCAUUCAUUACUACACCAAUGCAGAACAGGACACCUAUACCAGGCUGCCACCAAAGCUACAGUGCACUGGGAGCAUGGACUUCAGGGAGUUGCGCUUUGCCCGAGCCAUGGAAUUUACAAUCCGCGAGAUCAACAACAGAACCGACCUCCUACCGGGUAUCACGUUAGGCUACCAGAUAUACGACUCGUGCUCAGCUGUGCAGAUGGCAAUCAAAGUUGCAUUUCAAUUUGCCAACGGCGUGGGACCCGUUUUCAAUUACACGAAUUGCAGUUCAGAAUCUGCAGUUGCUACUGUACCUGCGAUCGUAGGAGAUUCUGCUUCCACGCCGUCAAUUAGCAUGGCCAGAAUGCUCGGUCUUUUUGGAAUUCCACAGGUGAGUCACUAUGCAACCUGCGCGUGUCUGAGCGAUAAGAGUCAGUUUCCUGCCUUCUUUAGGACGGUACCUAGUGACCACCACCAAGCGGCCGCAUUGGCGAGAAUGGUGAAGUAUUUUGGCUGGACAUGGAUUGGAGCAGUGCGCAGCGACUCAGACUACGGAAACUAUGGAAUGGCAUCGUUCCUAAAGGCUGCGCAGGAGGAGGGGAUCUGUGUGGAGUACUCCGAGGCCUACUACAGGACACAACCGCGCAGUAAACUGGAGAGAGUGGCUGAUGUCAUCCGCAGAUCAACGUCCCGGGUAAUAGUAGCUUUUGUUAACAUAGCCGAAAUGAGGUUUCUUUUGGAGGAACUGACACGAAAAGCAGCUCCUCCGCUUCAGUGGAUAGGCAGCGAGGCGUGGAUCACACAUCCAGAGUUUCUUCGGUUUAACAUGUGUGCUGGCGCGUUAGGUUUUGGUGUCCCUCGAUCAGUUAUCCCAGGUCUUCGGGGGUUUCUUUUAGACCUCUCUCCAGCUCAAGCCGCGAAAUCACCCAUAUUAACGGAAUUUUGGGAGAGCUCAUUCAGUUGUAGCCUAAAAGGGCGGAAAGGUUCAGAGUUCCUGCGAGAAUGUGACGGCAGUGAGGACAUCCGCGCGCUAAAGAACCCAUACACAGACACGUCUCAGCUGCGCAUCACUAACAUGGUGUAUAAAGCUACACAUGCCAUAGCGCAUGCAAUACAUGGUGUUAUUUGUAAUGAGACGAAAUGCGACAAAAACAUGAAGUUCGCUCAAUGGCAGAUACUCGAGCAGCUCAAGAGAGUUAAUUUCACUACAAAUAAUGGCUAUCAGGUCAACUUUGAUUCCAGUGGAGAUCCUGCAGCUCUCUAUGAGCUCAUAAACUGGCAGUUUAAGAAAGAUGGUGCUUUAGACUUUGUAUCAGUGGGCUACUAUGACUCAUCCAAACCGAGAGGACAGGAGUUCAGAAUGAGCAGUGCUAUCAGCUGGGUGGGUGGACAGACAGAGGUGAUAGUAUCUGUAUGCAGUGAGAGCUGUUCUCCAGGCACCAGGAAGGCAGUACAGAAGGGAAGGCCUGUCUGCUGCUUUGACUGUAUAUCAUGUGCUGAAGGAGAGAUCAGUAAUAUGACAGAUUCUCUGGACUGUGUGCACUGCCUUCCUGAAUUCUGGCCCAAUGGCAAACAAGACAGCUGCCUCCCCAAGCCUGUUGAAUUCCUGUCCUGGGAUGACACUUUGGGCAUUAUCCUGACAGUGUUCUCUGUUGCUGGAACCUUUGUGGCUGUAUGUGUAGCUUCCAUCUUCUACAGAAACAGGGCAUCUCCUAUAGUCCGGGCCAACAACUCAGAGCUGAGCUUCCUGCUGCUCUUCUCUCUGACUCUGUGUUUCCUCUGUUCACUUACUUUUAUUGGUCGGCCCUCUGAGUGGUCCUGUAUGCUGCGUCACACAGCGUUUGGGAUCACCUUUGUCCUCUGCAUCUCCUGUGUUCUGGGGAAAACAAUAGUGGUGUUAAUGGCCUUCAGGGCUACACUUCCAGGAAGUAAUGUCAUGAAAUGGUUUGGGCCUCCACAGCAGAGACUCAGUGUUCUUUCCUUUACUCUUGUACAGAUCCUAAUUUGUGUCAUUUGGUUAAAAAUAUCACCUCCUUUCCCCUUUAAAAAUUUAAAGCACUACAAGGAAAAAAUCAUCUUGGAAUGUAGCAUAGGUUCAGCCAUAGGUUUCUGGGCUGUGCUGAGUUAUAUAGGAUUUCUGGCUCUUUUAUGUUUCAUUUUGGCUUUUUUAGCACGGAAGCUGCCUGAUAACUUUAAUGAAGCUAAAUUCAUCACAUUCAGCAUGCUCAUAUUCUGUGUAGUUUGGAUCACCUUUAUUCCAGCUUAUGUCAGCUCUCCUGGAAAAUUCACUGUGGCUGUUGAGAUAUUUGCUAUUCUGGCCUCAAGCUUCGGUUUGAUUAUUUGUAUUUUUGCUCCCAAAUGUUUCAUAAUAGUGUUUAGGCCCGAGCAGAAUACUAAGAAACACCUUAUGGGUAAAAUGCCCUCUAAGGCCCUUUGAGACUCUGACAGAAAAACAAUAAAAAGGUUCAUCACCAUAUAUAAACUUUACAGGUUAUGUUUAGGUUUAUUUUUUAGCC
Messenger RNA from Electrophorus electricus (electric eel), 2551 nucleotides. RefSeq names its product extracellular calcium-sensing receptor-like. Gene Ontology annotation, biological process: G protein-coupled receptor signaling pathway. NCBI's taxonomy places the organism in Eukaryota, Metazoa, Chordata, Actinopteri, Gymnotiformes, Gymnotidae. Gene Ontology annotation, molecular function: G protein-coupled receptor activity. Gene Ontology annotation, cellular component: plasma membrane. The record is from RefSeq and is a predicted model, not a curated record.